Molecule: messenger RNA, 996 nt
Organism: Spinacia oleracea (spinach)
Lineage: Eukaryota; Viridiplantae; Streptophyta; Magnoliopsida; Caryophyllales; Amaranthaceae
Exons: 1
Coding region: 1-996 (331 amino acids)
Source: RefSeq, a predicted model, not a curated record
AUGGGAUCAAGGUAUACUUUUUCAGAUAUGCAGAACCUCUUGUUUAUUCAUCCAUUUGAUGGACCUCUCUCCAUCAGUGUGACUAAGCUGCAAGGUGCUGCUGACUAUAGAGCGUGGAGAAGGUCAUUUGAGAUACAACUCUCAUCCAAAAGAAAGCUUGGAUUUGUCAAUGGAACUGUGACAAGGAGCAUUGAGGAUGACACCAAUGCAACUCAGUGGGACACUUGCAAUGAUCUGGUAACUUGCUGGCUUCACACUAAUGUUUCUGAUUCCAUUAAAAAUUCUAUUCUGUUUAUUAAGAAUGCUCAUGAGGCCUGGAAACAGUUAGAAAAAAGAUUUAUGCUUUCUAAUGGAUCUAGAAAAUAUAAGCUUAGCAAAGACCUGUUUAAUCUGAAACAAAAUGGUAGGAAAAUAGAUGAAUAUUACACUGCUAUGAGUAGUCUUUGGGAUGAGAUAGAAUCAAUGAACAUGCUGCCUAUGCUCACAACUGUUGCACAAGAUGUGACAGCUCUAAUGAAAGCCAUUGAGACUCAGAAAGAAAAAUCAAAAUUGUUUCAGUUUCUGAAUGGACUUGAUGAUUUCUAUAGUCCACAGAGAAGUCAGCUGCUUAUGCAAUCACCUUUGCCAUCUGUUGAGUCUGCAUGUGCAGUGAUACAGCAAGAAGAAACUCAAAGAGAUGUCCUGAUUCAAAAUGGUAGCUUUGACAGUGACACCUCUGCUAUGUAUAGCAAAGGUAGUGUGAGUACAGACAGAACUGUAACCUGCACUGCUUGUGGAAUCAAAGGUCACACCAGUGAAAGGUGUUGGACUGUUGUGGGAUAUCCCAAAUGGCAUUACAAGUAUAACAAGAAGCCUGGAAACAAGGGUGAAAACAAAAACCAGUUCUCUGGAACAAGGUGGUCAGGUAACAAGGGAGCCACCUCAAGUGGUGUAAAAUCAGCCAAUACAGCACAAGGGAUGAGUGAAAAAGAUGAUGAGAUUGUUUUCUCAAGCUAG